Messenger RNA from Periconia digitata, 240 nucleotides. NCBI's taxonomy places the organism in Eukaryota, Fungi, Ascomycota, Dothideomycetes, Pleosporales, Periconiaceae. The record is from the annotation of a GenBank genome assembly.
CUAGUACCUACCUCACUUGUUAUGAUUCUUUGCGGAAUCAGCUGCAACACCAACCCCCCGCGAAUAUGGCCAUCAACGCAUUCUUCGUGUUUGCUCACUCAUCCUUAUGAGGAGCCUAGCCGAGCCCUAAAAUACGGGUAUACAUGUGCAGUGUCCAUGUCGCUCACCUCGUACCCGUUAAAAGAUGCUACCAGGACCCUCCUUGUAAAACGACUCGUUGCUAAAGUACCCGCUAUCUAG